CCCACCACUCCUCCGACACUUUUUAACGUUACUCUCUCUCUCUCUCCCCAUGUCUGUUUUUUCUUGUACCACACACCCUUUGGAAAGAAGCCCAUUUCUUUGUCUUGUUCAAUCUCGAAAACUGUAGGGUUUCAGAUUUGUCGUUGAAUGGCUGAAGAUGGUUUUUUUACUCCUCUAGACCUACCAGUAUUAACAAAUCAUCCUUCAUCCGCCGCCGUCGACAACAACGAUACGUUUCCUCCGGCGAAAAUGCAGAAUGUGGAUACCCCACGGGCUGAAAUCGACACUUCUGCACCUUUCGAAUCUGUGAAAGAAGCGGCUACUCGAUUUGGAGGAAUUGGAUUCUGGAAACCUUCACUCAAACCCUCCCAAUCUACUACUCAUCAGCAAGAUGAUGAUGAAGAAGAGGUAAUUGACAUUACGGAAGUGAAAGAACAUGCUUUGCUUCUUGAGAAAGAUCUAAUUGUCAAAGAAAGAGAAACCCUUGAUGUUUUAAAAGAACUAGAAUCAACCAAGAACAUGGUUGAAGAACUUAAACGUAAGUUACAAAAAGAAACAUCUGAAAAAGAAAACAUCCAUAUCGAUCCCAUCCUUUGUCCCUCUUCGGCUCCUGGAUUCAUUCUAAUGGAACUAAAACAAGCCAAACUGAACCUAUCAAGAACCACAACCGAUCUAGCCGAGAUUCGAUCAAUAGUUGAAACAUACAACAAGAGAAUAACUGAAGAGAAGAUUUCGCUAGAGAAAACCCGCAAAAGGUUGUCUGCAAAUACCUCGAGAAUAUCAUCAAUGGAGGAAGAACUAACGAUAACCAACUCCAAACUCAAAUACAUUAACGCAACCGAUCUUUUCAACGCUCUUAAGCAAUUGAAUUCCGAGGCAGAGGAGUAUAAGAAAACAGGGGAAGCUGCUAAAGCUCAAGUUUUCGCAUCACUUUCCGAGAUCAAACAGACGAAGACAAAGAUCAAAACAGCCGAAUCAAGAUUGUACGCGGCUAAGAAGAUGAAGGAUGCGGCUAGAGCUACAGAGGCCGUAGCCAUGGCAGAGAUCAAAGAGUUCUUGUCUUCUUCGACGUCAAGUGAAAGAUUAAGUCUUGUACUUAAAGAAGAGGAAGUGUCUAAGAAGAGAGUUGAAGAGGUAAUGGUUAUGGUUGAGAAAGAAAACUUAUCGCAAAACUCGAUUCUUGAAAAGAUAGAGAAAGCUAAUGAAGAAGUGAAAUCAAGCAAGAGGGUUUUGGAAGAAGCUUUAAACAGAGUAGAGUCUGCAAACAUAGAGAAGUUGGGUGUGGAAGAAGCUUUACGAAAAUGGAGAUCUGACCAUAAAAAACGGUUAUCUUCUUCUUCUUCGGUCCAAAACAAUACGAAAUUCAAGAACGCAACUUACCCGUCUCAGGGUCUGAGAAAAGAUCCCCGAUUGCUGGAUGUGAAUGGGAUGAACAUGGUUAAUGAUGAUGAUGAUGAUGAACCUAGACCGGUUUGUAGGCCGACAAUGUCGAUUGGACAAAUACUAAGCAGGAAACUGGAAUAUGAUAAUACUGGGGAAAAGAGUACAUGUGUGAAAAAGAAGGUUUCUUUAGGGCAAAUGCUUAGUAAACCGGCGGCUAGUAGUGAUGUUUUAUCUGGUCGGAGGUCUGAGAAAGAAAAUGGGUUACCGGCGGCAAAAAGGAAGAAGUUUGGAUUUGGUCGGUUUUCAGUGCUUGUGAGAAAGCAAAACAAAAGGAAGAAGAAGAUAUCUUCUAAACAAAAGGAGUAAUUAAUAUUUGUUUUGUCUUCCUGUUCUUGUUCUUGUGUGUCUAUCUAUGUUAGGCUUGAUCUUAGUUCUUUAAAACUAACAAACUGUUUAUGGAGGUUGAAUUGCUAUUAUUAUAAAUAGUAGUGUCUUCAAGAUCUAGUUUCAUUUGAUCUUGGGUU
Messenger RNA from Impatiens glandulifera, 1907 nucleotides. RefSeq names its product WEB family protein At2g38370. NCBI's taxonomy places the organism in Eukaryota, Viridiplantae, Streptophyta, Magnoliopsida, Ericales, Balsaminaceae. The transcript has 2 exons. Bases 148 to 1749 code for a protein of 533 amino acids. The record is from RefSeq and is a predicted model, not a curated record.